AUGCCAUCACCUGAUCGCCCAGCCACCGACUUAGAAAACACCAAUUUACAACGAAAAAAACAAUAUGACCACGGUAAUUUAGCAACAAUUAUCGCGAACAAUGAGCCAUUACUGAGAGCAGAAAAAAAUAUUUAUGAUCGGAUUAUGCUGACUGUUGCUGCUGAACAAGGCGGCUUUUUUUUCUUGGACGCACCAGGUGGAACCGACGGACUCAAUUCUUUUUGGCACCGCGCUGGCAGUCUGCCGUAUCAUAGGCGCCAAGGUUUCCACGGCUGUAGCCACGGCCAUAGUAGCGCUAUCCCAGCAUGGAGAAGAAGAAUUGAGGAACGUAUCGCAAAGGCUAGAGCUCUUAUCGGCAGACUGAUAUGCUUCAGAUCAGGCAACAACAGGCCAAGAAUUGUGCGCACCGUCAGGAUGGCGUUUGCUGGGACAAAUGUCAGUUUGUCCCAGCCGGAUAUAACGCAAAAACUGACGGAGCGCAUAGAUGAUCUGAAGCAGAGAAUCGCUGCUUGGGGAAAGCGGAUUCGGCGAUAUACCGAGAGGUCGACACGGUUCAACCAGAAUCGUCUCUUCCAGAGUGAUCAGAAAAGGCUCUAUGAAUCAUUGGAGCGACCAAUGGUAAGUGGAACGGGUCCAGCACCGAAUCAGUCCGACACUGUAGCAUUCUGGCGCGGCCUGUGGUCUGAGCCCGUAAACCACAACGAGGGCCCUUGGACGGAAGUUGUGGCGAGUCAGUGUGCGGGUAUUACGCCCAUGGACCCCGUCAUCAUAACGCCGGAUGACGUAGCUGAGGCGGUCCGUAGGGCCCCGAACUGGAAAAGUCCGGGGUUUGACGGGCUGCAUCACUACUGGCUGAAGGGGUUCAUGGGGUGUCACUCUGUGCUCGCCCGACAGUUUCAAGAGGCUCUCAACCAGAAGUCGCUCCCAAGCCUCUUCACUACUGGGAUCACUCAUUUGGUUCCUAAAGACCAGGGCCCUUGCAACUCUAAAUUAAGAUUAUUAAUCUUCAUGGCAAUAUUAGCCAAAAAAGCCGUCAAUGCCAAAGAUUCAUCGUUGAGAAGUUGA
Molecule: messenger RNA, 1065 nt
Organism: Parnassius apollo (apollo)
Lineage: Eukaryota; Metazoa; Arthropoda; Insecta; Lepidoptera; Papilionidae
Source: the annotation of a GenBank genome assembly